Messenger RNA from Electrophorus electricus (electric eel), 1550 nucleotides. RefSeq names its product ST3 beta-galactoside alpha-2,3-sialyltransferase 4 (gene st3gal4). The record is from RefSeq and is a predicted model, not a curated record. Gene Ontology annotation, molecular function: sialyltransferase activity. Lineage: Eukaryota; Metazoa; Chordata; Actinopteri; Gymnotiformes; Gymnotidae. Gene Ontology annotation, biological process: glycolipid biosynthetic process.
AGUUAAAACUGUGAUUGCUAGCUACGAUCAAACAUCUGCAGUAGUGCAGCAAAUGCUUUAUUCAGCAGCAGCGGCUUCAAAACGAGGCUUUUUUUUCCGAUUGUUUUCUUUUCCUUUGAGACGAUCUAAGCUCUUUUGAGAACGCUAACACGAGAAGAAACAUACGAGAGCCUCCCACUUUGUGAAUUCAGAUGCUCGUUUUAUCGGAUAACGCACACUUGAGCAGUGUGAAACCUAACGAUGGUCUGAAGAUGUCCAUAAAGACUGCCAAAGCAUGGUGCAUCAGACUGGUUCCUGUUAUGCUGUUUUUUAUCUGCUACUACUUCUCCAAGUUUUAUCUUCAGAAUUUUAUAAGUUGUAGGUUACAUUGCAGUAAGACUCCUUCAUUCACCAAGUACCAGUGUAAUAAAAUAAUUGCACAGAAGAAGUGGGAGAGCCUCAACUUAAACAUUAACAGAAAUGCAAGACUCUUUCUGAAGCUGAAAGACUUUUUCUGGAAAAAGCAUUUGUCACUGCUGCCCCUGCCCUAUGGACUUAAAGGAAGUGAGUCAGUGCUUUUGAAGAUUUUGGCCAACUAUAGAGUUGCCAAUUACAGUAUGCCCACAAGCAUAGAGAGUCUAGACUGCAGGACUUGUGUAGUCAUAGGAAAUGGCUUUGCACUCAAAAACAGUUCCCUUGGGACAGCAAUUAACAGACAUGACAUAGUAAUCAGGAUGAACGAUGCUCCAGUGCGAGGCUAUGAACAAGAUGUGGGAAAUAAGACCACCAUGCGGCUGUUCUACCCAGAGUCUGCCUCCUUUAACCCAGACCUCCAAAAUGACCCAGACACCCUCCAGGUCCUAGUGCCCUUCAAACAGCUGGACCUGGACUGGCUGAGACAGAUCCUGUUCAACGAAAAGAGGAUGACGACGGGUUUCUGGAAGCCUCCGCCCCAGGUGUGGCUUGGCCGGAUCAGUCAGCUCCGGAUCCUUCACCCCUGCUUCCUCCACCUGACUGCAAGCAAACUGCUGCAGAUCCCCUUGGAACCAAAGAAUCAGCAGAAUCCUGUCCAUCCUAGUACAGGUAUACUGGCUAUAUUCUUGGCUCUAAACUAUUGCGAUGUGGUGAGCGUGGCUGGGUUUGGAUAUCCGGCAUCUCAAAACCAAAAACAUCUCAUCCACUAUUAUGGCAAUCAAGCUAUGAAGUCCAUGUCCAUUAAGGACUCUCAUCAUGAUCUCAGUAGAGAGGCACAAAUCCUCAAGAGACUGGAAGACAUGGAGGCCAUUCGGAACCUUCAUCAACAUUCCUGACACACACAUGCACAGUAUACUGUUUAUGACUGGUGAUUACUUUCAGACAUAAAAUGCCAAAUUCCAAACCUAUAAAUGUCUCUUAUUUUUGUCUCUCAUCUGUGACUGAUGCUGAAACUCUUUGCUACCCAGGACAUUAUGCAUCUCAUGUCAUUGUCCGCAAUUGUUAUCUGCUCUUUGGCAUUUUAAUUUUAGUUUUUAUUUAUUUUUCUAUGAGGCAUUUCUUUGAAAUGGUAUAAAAUGAUAUUCUAUGAAUUUAAA